AGCGUUACUGAAUUUUUUACUUUGAUCGUCUUCAGAAACAAUGAAAUGUGUUUAUAUUUGUAGUAAAGACACAUCAGUCCACUUCAUCACUAACUUAAAGUGAAGCCAGUGAGUUUGUGUGUAAAGAAAACACUGCUAUAAAGAAAACUUUAAUCUGAUGUUUGAAUUGGACAAACAGGUAUUAUCUAAUGUUACACUGUAAAAAAUCUGAACACCUUUUACUGUCUAACUAUCAAAUCGGUGAGAUGUUGUUUCCAGUGUCUGCAGUACCCUCGUGUCUCAUUGUUCCUGAGUUGUGGUUCACACAUUGAGACUUUUUCUGGAAGUGAAAGUAAACUUUUCUUUGUGCGUCAGCAGUGUCUGGUGACAUGUUAGCUGUUCUGGCUGUCAGUGAGUUUAGGUUGUUUCAUUGUGUUUGCUGAAGAUUUAACAGAAACACCAGGCUGAAGAUGUUUCUGCUAUUUCUGCUCCUCAUGAACGUUUCCCAGCAUGCUCUGGCUGUGGAGGUAGAAGGAAAUACAGAGGCAGAGUCUGUCCAGCUGCCCUGUCAGCACUCAGGUUUUAUACCUGAGGACAAUCCCACAGUGACGUGGACCCGCAAUGAUCUCGAUCCCACAACCGUCCACCUGCGACGAGAAGAAGGAGAUGAUCUUAAAGGACAAAACCAGCGUUACAGAGGGCGCACAUCCAUGAGGCCUGAUGCUCUGGACUCUUUAGACUUCAGCCUUACUCUGAGAAAACCACAACUGACUGACAGCAGCAACUACACCUGCUCCAUCAGUAAUGGAAGAGAAGAACGACAACUGACAGCCGUUCAGCUAAAAGUCAAAGCUGACAGAGAGGAGGUGAAUCCAGGGGUUAAGUUUGUCCAGCUGCCCUGCAAUACCACACUUCAUCUGGCUGAAGAUGCUAAAGUGGAGUGGAUGGACAGUGGUGAUCAUAGGAUUCAUGUAUUUCAGAAUGGCCUGGACCAGCCAGUUGGACAGAGUAAGGAUUACAGAGGACGAACAGAGAUGUAUGCAAACCUGGUGAAAACUGGAGACCUCAGUCUGUUCCUGGAGCGCCCCACAGAGAAAGACACAAACAUCUACACCUGCACCGUCUACAGCAGGGAGGGAAACAUCCUGCUGAUGAAACAAGUGAAGCUCUAUGUCAGAGAUUACACAUCCUCAAACAUAAUAGUAACCACAAUGGUAAGCUUCACUGUUGUGUUCAUCAUUUCUAUUUUUGUGGCCUAUUACCUGGGUUUACGCCAAGGUCGAUGGUAGAAGACGGCUAAAAAGAAGGCAGUGGAAGUGGAGGUCGGCCCUGCCUCAGGAGGCCACAGUGGGGUGAAGACAGUUACUACAAAUAUGUGAUGGUCCACGUGUGUCAGUGAAGCCUAAAAUAGACUGAUAAACCAGCCUGUUAGAUUGAGCUCAAAGCAGUUUGUCCUUAAUACUGGAUCUCAUUCUGUCCACUGGCUGCUGGGAUCUCUUUCUGCUUCCUACAGUCCAAAGACAUGUUUGACAUGUCCUGCAGCAGCUGAGAUAAGUUCCUGAAGUUAGCGUGUUUACACUGCACUCAUGUAACAGUUUAGAUAAUCUCACUGUUUAACAACUGAGCGUACAUCAGGAGAAUGAACAGCACAGGAGGCACAGAGAAUGAAAGGAACACACACUUUAUUUACAGUGAAGUAAUGUGAAAACACAACGGCUGAACUACACACAAGAUGCCUGAUGAUUUAACCAAUGAGACUCCACAAUAAAGUAACUAUAACUAAAGUCUGUAAGUCUGAAAAACUGUGGGCAAAGUCAAACUAACAUUUCAGUAGGAAUAAACUGGGAGCAAAAGCCAAAACUAUGAUCUCUGUGAACUACAACAAUACUAUGAUUAACCUGGAGCAGAGCUAUGAUAGAUGCUGUGUGCUGUAAAUUCACUCUAAACUAAGAGUCCAUGGAUUGAGCCUGAAGGAUGGAGAGUUCCAGGGCUGGGAACCCGAUACGGGGUAACAGCCCAUGCAGGAACCCAGAGGUGUGGGGGUAAGUGAAGGGUUAGAAGGGUAACGGAGCCGGGGAGCUCAGAGUCACGGCAAUGAAGGGAAACAGAUGUCAAAGAGAGCUCCAGAGGCCAACCCAGAUUGUGCUGGUCUUUGAAGCCGGCAGCCAAACUACGUCCAGGUACUGCCUGUCUGUGAUGACGCGGCGACUCCGCCCAGAGGUGAAAUCACUGGCACUGUGGAAAAAGCCGGCACUCACCCGGACCAUGACAAGGAGGAGUUUCUAUUGCAAUGUAACUCUGAGAUCAGCAACGUUCCUGUAAACUUAUCAAAUUUCCACAAACAGAUCGUUUGAUUAUGGAAAAUGAUAUUUAUACACCACUCCUCUCUCCACAUGUCCUCCCUUUGGAACAAUAGUAUCGCUGAAACUGGUUUGAGGGUGAUGCAUUGUUAGUGAUUGAUUCACUGAACUCUGUGUUUUUUAAUCAAAUAUAAGCAGUGUUGGGAAGGUUACUUUUAAAAUGUAUUCCAUUACAGAAUACUGAAUACAUGCCCCAAAAUGUAUUC
Molecule: messenger RNA, 2545 nt
Organism: Oreochromis niloticus (Nile tilapia)
Lineage: Eukaryota; Metazoa; Chordata; Actinopteri; Cichliformes; Cichlidae
Product: butyrophilin-like protein 2
Exons: 5
Coding region: 450-1268 (272 amino acids)
Biological process (GO): immune response; T cell costimulation; positive regulation of T cell proliferation
Cellular component (GO): external side of plasma membrane
Source: RefSeq, a predicted model, not a curated record